Molecule: messenger RNA, 3398 nt
Organism: Xyrauchen texanus (razorback sucker)
Lineage: Eukaryota; Metazoa; Chordata; Actinopteri; Cypriniformes; Catostomidae
Product: vacuolar protein sorting-associated protein 45-like
Exons: 15
Coding region: 116-1822 (568 amino acids)
Biological process (GO): vesicle-mediated transport; intracellular protein transport
Cellular component (GO): Golgi membrane
Source: RefSeq, a predicted model, not a curated record
UCUCUCAUUGUCAACAAUAUUUUUGUGCUGGAGCUUAGGGAUAAAAAGAGCCCUUUAUAUUUUUGUUAAACAAGUGUAAAACGAUCGGAGCAUUGGGCCCAUUCUCACUGACAGAAUGAACGUGACACUUGCUGUCAAGCAGUAUAUUUCCAAAAUGAUAGAGAGCAGCGGACCGGGAAUGAAGGUGUUACUUAUGGAUAAAGAGACGACCAGUAUAGUAAGUGUGGUCUACACUCAGUCUGAGAUACUGCAGAAGGAAGUCUACCUUUUUGAGCGCAUUGACUCACAAAAUCGAGACAACAUGAAGCACCUUAAGGCUAUCUGCUUUCUCCGGCCAACUAAGGAUAACAUUGAGCACCUGAUUCAAGAGCUUCGCCGACCAAAGUAUAGUGUCUAUUUCAUCUAUUUCAGCAAUGUGAUCAGUAAGAGUGAAGUUAAGGCUUUGGCUGAGGCAGAUGAGCAAGAAGUAGUUGCAGAAGUGCAGGAGUUCUAUGGAGAUUUCAUUGCAGUGAACCCACACCUAUUCUCCCUCAAACUUCAAGGGGUAUCCAGGGGUAACAGUUGGGAGCCCAGUGUACUGCCCCGUGUCACUCAAGGUCUGACUUCAGUGUUGCUGGCUUUGAAGAAAUGCCCCAUGAUCCGCUACCAACUCUCUUCUGACAUGUCCAAAAGGCUGGCAGAAAGUGUCAAAAAAAUCAUUACUAAGGAGUAUGAGCUGUUUGACUUCAGAAAAACAGAAGUACCGCCCCUUCUCCUGAUUUUAGACAGAAGUGAUGAUGCCAUAACUCCUCUUCUCAACCAGUGGACAUAUCAGGCUAUGGUUCAUGAACUAUUGGGCCUCAAUAACAACCGCAUAGACCUGUCAAGAGUGCCUGGAAUCAGUAAAGACCUACAGGAGGUGGUAUUGUCUGCAGAAAAUGAUGAGUUUUAUGCAAAUAACUUGUACCUAAAUUUUGGAGAGAUUGGAACAAACAUCAAAAACUUGAUGGAGGAUUUUCAGAAAAAAAAGCCCAAGGGCCAACAGAAAUUAGAGUCCAUAUCUGACAUGAAGGCAUUUGUGGAUAACUACCCUCAGUUUAAGAAAAUGUCAGGCACUGUGUCGAAGCACGUGACCGUGGUUGGUGAGCUGUCUCGCCUGGUUAGUGAGAGACAACUCAUGGAGGUCUCGGAGGUGGAGCAGGAACUUGCCUGCCAGAAUGACCAUUCCAGUGCACAACAGAAUGUGAGACGGCUACUGCAGAACCCUCGGUUGAAUGAACUUGAUGCUGUGCGGCUUGUGAUGCUGUAUGCACUUCGCUAUGAGAAACACAGCAGCAGUGUCCUGCCCAGUCUUAUGGAGGAGCUCAACCGCAGAGGAGUGUCCGAGAGACACCGCAAGAUGGUAAAGGCCAUGGUGGAGUACGGGGGCAAACGAAUCAGAGGAAGUGACCUCAUCAGCCCUACAGAUGCUGUGGCCAUCACCAAACAGUUUUUCAAAGGACUUAAGGGAGUUGAGAAUGUGUACGCACAGCAUCAGCCGCUGCUACAUGACACACUGGAUCAGCUGAUCAAGGGUCGUUUGAAGGACAGCCAGUUCCCCUACCUGGGGCCAAAUUCUCUGAGAGACAGACCUCAAGACAUUAUCGUCUUUAUAAUUGGAGGGGCCACUUAUGAGGAGGCAUUGGCUGUUUAUAACCUGAACCGCACAAUUCCAGGGGUGCGCAUCGUACUCGGGGGCACAUCCAUUCACAACACUAAGAGCUUCCUAGAGGAAGUGAUGCUCUCAGUAGGUUCUGGAGGUGACAGGACACAAGGAGCGAGCCGACAACUAAGUAGACGAUGAACUUAUAUAAUCACUCACAUUAAUGUGUGGUUACACUUACAAUGCUGUCUGUCCUCUAAACUCUGUGCUGAGCACAUUGUUCCUUCUGUUGCCGACACAUGACAUUCCUUUAAAAUGGAUCAGAUAAUUUUAGUUAUGAUAUUAUGUAAGCAGGGUGUUGCUUAUGAUGUUUGAAACAUUCUAAAUGUGCAUUACUUUUAUGAUCAUGUGUAAAUAAUGUUGAGAUUCCCCAAAAGUGAGUAUGACAGCAUUUUGAUUUAUUGGCUCAGUGUUGCCACAAUUGAUCAUUGUUGGACCGAUGAUCACAUGUAAACAUGGUGUUAUAUAUAUAUAUAAAAAGAAGGCUGCUCUUGCUCUGUAUAUAUAACUUGGGCAACAAUGCUACUGUGAAAUAUUGCAUCAAAGGUGUCCAUAAUGUCUGAAAAAUGAUCAUUAUCAGUUUGUUUCAAAACUGAGCAAAAUCAACACAAUUGUUGAUGUUGUUAUUCACAUCUUUGUCCUGCUACAUGAAAUGACAUGCUACAGAUAUGUAGACGUGGAUAAAUGUGUUUUUAAAACAGAUAAAAGAAUAUGGUUUAUUUAUUUGCUGCGCAUUGUCUGUUCAUGAAAAAGUUAGAGCUCAUUGAGUCAAACAUUGUGACACUGAGUAAGUACUGUAGUAUUUGUGUCUAUCAGAGACCAUUAAACGGCUUAUAUAGCAUUCAAUCUAAUUUUGAUGGGGUGACUGUUCUUGGUAGGCAUGUCAAGACACAACAAAACACAAAUACUCAUCUAAUUUGUCUUGACAUUAUGAGUAAAUUACAAUAUUUUAUGGUGCUCUUCGAUAAAUGAAAAGAAAACGAGCCGUUCAUCCAAUGAUUGUUUCAUCAACACCUUUCAAUUUUUUAUGCAAUCUCUAAAGGAUCAGAUUUUACAAACUCUAAAAAACUGACAGAUGACUUGAUGAUGAAAUUGUAUCAAGUAGACUGAGUUAAGCCCUGACCUUUUAGGUCAAUACCAUAACCUCCAGAGCUUAACCCCCCCAAACUCUUUCAGGCUGUUCUAGUAUAACUCCACCUCCUCCCCCCUAAUAACAUCCUUUAAUCCCCACCAUCAACCAGAGAACCAUCAGACUUGAACUUAUUGCAUCCAGCAAACACACAAUUCACUCUAUAUGAGAUAAAAAGAGGUUUAGUGGUUGCUUCCUAUGACUCAUUGGGCCUGGAUGAUUUCCGGCCAGAUAAUGUUGCACUUGAUGUGAUGUACGAAAGUAAAUGCAGGGGAACAAAAAUCAAGUCCAAGAAAUUUGGUAUUUCCAGGUUUGGGCAAAAGAAAGCUCAUAAGCUUUCCUGGUUCUUCAACCCAAGGGGUUGCUUCUUGCUUCAUUUUAGAGUAAGGUGGUCAGUUUAUGUUAACAGAAAAUACGCUUAGAGCAACAUGUAAUGUAGCAUGUCUUUCUUAAUGUGAGUGUGUCUUAGAUUUGAUCUUGUAACAAGGGAGAUCCUUGGAAACUACCCUGUGUGCUUGAGUUACAGAAGUAGUAGAUUCAAUAAUUUUUUAUUUGUAACUUUUACAUGUAUUCUUGUACCCAAUUCCA